This is a messenger RNA of Lucilia sericata (common green bottle fly), 2352 nucleotides long. It is a transcript of the gene Inos, whose product is annotated as inositol-3-phosphate synthase. Gene Ontology annotation, biological process: phospholipid biosynthetic process; inositol biosynthetic process. The record is from RefSeq and is a predicted model, not a curated record. Bases 264 to 1946 code for a protein of 560 amino acids. NCBI's taxonomy places the organism in Eukaryota, Metazoa, Arthropoda, Insecta, Diptera, Calliphoridae. Gene Ontology annotation, molecular function: inositol-3-phosphate synthase activity. Gene Ontology annotation, cellular component: cytoplasm. The transcript has 4 exons.
CUUUCCAACCAGCUCAUUAGUUGGAAAACAUCGAAGCCGUAAACAGCUCAAACCAAAUAAAGAGAACAGGAGAAAACAAAAAAGAAUUUUGUGAAAAAUAAAAUUUAUAAAGAAUAAAAUUUGAAGCAGUUUUUUUUGGCUAUAGAAACGUCAGUGACAUAAAAAGUUAUAUAAAAUUUAAUAAAAGAAAAGUGUUAAAUCUUUAAAUUAAAUUUUAAACAAGUGUUUUUUUUAUUAAUAAAAUAUAAAUAAAUUAUUUAAAAAUGAAACCUACAGCUGCUGAAAGUUUGGAAGUCAUUUCACCUAAAGUACAAAUCACUGAUAGUUUUAUUGAAACCGAUUACGAGUAUCAAACUUCACAAGUAAAACGUUUGGCCAAUGGAAAAAUUCAGGUUUUCCCCGAAACCACCAAUUUAAAAAUUCGCACCGACAAAAAAGUACCCCGCUUGGGUUUGAUGUUGGUGGGAUGGGGUGGUAACAACGGUUCCACCUUAACCGCUGCUCUCGAAGCCAACCGCCGCCAAUUGCAAUGGCGCAAACGUACCGGUGUACAAAAGGCCAAUUGGUUUGGUUCCAUUACCCAGGCCUCUACUGUUCUUUUGGGUUCUGAUGAAGAUGGCAAAGAUGUUUAUGCACCCAUGAAGGAUUUGGUGCCCAUGAUCAAUCCAGAUGACAUCAUUGUAGAUGGCUGGGAUAUUAGUUCCCUUAACAUUGGUGAUGCCAUGCGUCGUGCUCAAGUUUUGGAUGUUGAGCUACAGGAUCAAUUGUACAAAGAUUUAAGUCAAAUGAAACCCCGCCCCUCUAUAUAUGAUCCUGAUUUUAUUGCCGCCAAUCAAUUGGAUAGAGCCGAUAAUCUCAUUAAGGGUACUAAAUACGAACAGUAUGAACAAAUACGUCGUGAUAUUCAAGAUUUUAAGACCAGCAAGAAUUUGGAUUCUGUUUUGGUUCUAUGGACGGCCAAUACCGAACGCUUCAGUGAUAUUAAGCCUGGUUUGAAUAUGACCAUGCAAGAAUUGGAGGAAUCUUUGAAGGCUAACAAAUCGGAAGUCUCUCCUUCAACCAUUUUUGCCAUGGCCAGUAUUGCUGAGGGUUGCACUUAUAUUAAUGGUUCACCACAAAAUACUUUUGUACCUGGUCUCCUUGAAUUGGCUGAACAUAAGGGUGUUUUUAUUGCCGGCGAUGAUUUCAAAUCGGGUCAAACUAAAUUGAAGUCUGUGUUGGUGGAUUUCUUAGUGGGUGCUGGUAUUAAGCCGGUAUCGAUUGUCAGCUACAAUCAUUUGGGCAACAAUGAUGGCAAAAAUUUGUCGGCUCCUCAACAAUUUAGAUCAAAGGAGAUCUCCAAGAGCAAUGUAGUCGAUGACAUGGUAGAAUCCAACAAGUUGCUCUAUGGACCCAAAGAACAUCCAGAUCAUGUGGUGGUCAUUAAAUAUGUUCCCUAUGUUGGUGACAGCAAACGUGCCAUGGAUGAAUACACUUCGGAAAUUAUGAUGGGCGGCCAUAACACUCUUGUCAUACACAAUACCUGUGAAGAUUCCCUCUUGGCUACUCCUCUUAUUUUAGAUUUGGUUAUUUUGGGUGAAUUGUGCUCACGCAUACAAAUCAAGAACAAGAAUGAACCAAAUGCUCCUUGGGUACCCUUCAAACCGGUAUUAUCUAUAUUGAGUUAUUUGUGCAAGGCUCCAUUAGUGCCCGAGGGCGCCCAAGUGGUUAACUCUCUAUUCCGUCAAAGAGCUGCCAUAGAGAAUAUUCUACGUGGAUGCAUUGGUUUGGCACCCAUUAAUCACAUGACUUUGGAACAAAGAUUUGAUUUCUCGAGCAUUACCAAUGAACCACCAACCAAAAAACUCAAGACCUCUUUGGCCCAUAGCAAGCAACAGCAUAUCAAGGCUCAUGCUAAUGGUCAUGCUAAUGGUAUUACAACAAAUGGUACAAAUGGUGUUCAUUAAAUUGAGCAGCAAAUUUCCCCAUUUUCUCUCCUCACCAACUAACAUCUCAUUAACAAUUCCAAAAAGAAAUCUUUUAAAGAUUGUAGGAUUUUAAAUGUCUUUACAUAUAUAAAACUAAACAUUUUGUUGUAUAUCUCUCUAGAUUAUACCCUAAAACCUUUUGGUAGUAUGUAGUUUUGAAAAAAAAAAAAAAAACCAACCCACAGCAGUUUUGUAUUUAUGUUUAUAAAACUCCUUUAAACUUUUUCUUAAAAAUCGUUUUAGUAUUAGGAAAAGAAUACUUAUUUUUGUUUCUUUUAACAACAAAUCUAUAUUAUUCGUAGAUUUAGCUUAACAGUUAUGGACAAUUUUUAAGAAAUUACAAAUUUCUUUUGUGUUAUAAAUAAAAUACUAUAUGAACUGAAAA